AUGAAUGUCUCAUCAAUGGGACACUCUCAUAUAUUAUCAAUUAUAUUAAUUUUAUUGGUUUUUACCUGCAAUCGUUGUACACCUAUUAAAUGGCUAUCACUUCAUACUAUCACAAAUACAUGGACAGAACCAAGACAUUGUCCAAAAAAUCAAAAUUUACGUAAAAAUUAUGGAUUGGUCGCAUAUCAAGCUCGUAUGUGUCGUCGUAUAUCCGAUCUGAUGCCUGUCAUCAUUCGAGCAUCUCAAACGACUGUUUCCAUAUGUCAAAAAGUAUUUGCUGAUCGCCGAUGGAAUUGCUCAUCGAUACUUCGAGCGCCACGAUACAAAUCAGAUCUUACAAAAGUUAAGUAA
Brugia malayi is the source of this 351-nucleotide messenger RNA. RefSeq lists its product as uncharacterized. Gene Ontology annotation, biological process: Wnt signaling pathway; multicellular organism development. Gene Ontology annotation, molecular function: signaling receptor binding. Gene Ontology annotation, cellular component: extracellular region. Bases 1 to 351 code for a protein of 116 amino acids. The record is from RefSeq and is a predicted model, not a curated record. NCBI's taxonomy places the organism in Eukaryota, Metazoa, Nematoda, Chromadorea, Rhabditida, Onchocercidae. The transcript is spliced from 3 exons.